GCAUGCUCCAAAACCAAAUUGCAAAUUGAUGAGGAGGAGAUAAAGAAGAAAGAAAUUAAGUCUUGUGAGAUUUACUAGCUGGAAAGUGUGGAAAAAGGAAAGAGCUAGCUCAGCCAUCCAUCCAUGAGUGCGAGCAACUCUUCUGCCUACCGAUCGGAGCGGAGUUUUCAUCAGACGUCGUCCUCGUCCUCCUCCUCCAGUAAGCCGUACGUGGAGAAGAGUCACGGGAUGUUUUCCGAGGACUUUGGCCCCUUCAUGAGGCCUGGGGGAGACAAAUUUUCCAGCGGGAGCGGCAAAAUCAAAGCGCUCGGAGAUUCCUACCAGUUUACCGUGGACGUUCGAGACUUCUCCCCUGAAGAUGUCAUCGUCACCACAUCCAACAACCAAAUUGAAGUCCGUGCGGAAAAAUUGGCCCAGGAUGGUUCCGUGAUGAACACCUUCACCCACAAGUGUCAGCUACCUGAGGACGUGGACCCCACCUCUGUGACAUCAUCACUCGGCCCCGAGGGGACGCUAACGGUCCGGGCGCGGCGACAACCGGCCAAACAUGAGCACGCACAGACCUUCCGCACGGAAAUCAAGAUUUAGACAAACAUUCACGUUCCAAAAUGGCUUCUUUUCUUGUAUUAUAGUAGCAGUUGUGUGAAUAAAAUGCUCACGCUUU
This is a messenger RNA of Syngnathus typhle (broad-nosed pipefish), 664 nucleotides long. It is a transcript of the gene hspb7, whose product is annotated as heat shock protein family, member 7 (cardiovascular). The coding region runs from base 124 to 588 and encodes 154 amino acids. The record is from RefSeq and is a predicted model, not a curated record. The transcript is spliced from 3 exons. Gene Ontology annotation, cellular component: cytoplasm; nucleus. NCBI's taxonomy places the organism in Eukaryota, Metazoa, Chordata, Actinopteri, Syngnathiformes, Syngnathidae. Gene Ontology annotation, biological process: heart development.